Messenger RNA from Gallus gallus (chicken), 3318 nucleotides. RefSeq names its product zinc finger protein 485-like. Lineage: Eukaryota; Metazoa; Chordata; Aves; Galliformes; Phasianidae. The record is from RefSeq and is a predicted model, not a curated record. Bases 626 to 1816 code for a protein of 396 amino acids. The transcript is spliced from 5 exons. Gene Ontology annotation, biological process: regulation of DNA-templated transcription.
AGUGCCCACAAGGGACGGGGCUGCCUGGCCGAGAAAGGACUGCUCAGCACGUGAGCGAUAGGAGCCCGGAGACAGAACUACACGUACACAGACCCUCCUUAAGGAAGGCGGUGAGGUGCUUUUUGUUACCAAUGAAACGCAACCAAAUGCUGUAUGCCACACUGCCCAAACCCAGUGGCGGCCACCCGCCCGGCCAGCGGCCCAGCCCCGCCGGUCGUCCCAGCCCAACUGAGCCCGGAACUCCUCUUCCCUCACGGCCACGGACGGCGUGUCUUCCGGCGGGGCGGGACAGGACGGGACGGGACGGGACUCAGCCUUCGCUUGGCUCCGCUGCUCUGUGUCCCCCACGCCUCGCUCUGCCCUGCCCUGCCCUCCCCUCUCCUGCUCUCCUCUUCUCCCCUCCCCUCCCCUCUCCUGGAGGUCUCUCCGAGCGGCACCGUUGCCGCUGUGUCGCCUCCCGGGCUGCUGCUCCCGGCUCAUCCCGGGACGGCGCUCAGCGCUGUGGGCAGAGACGGAGCCGUCGGUGCCGCUUCCAGGAGAACGGCCGCCUCUUCCCAGCAGAGCAGGCUCCAGUUCAACUUGGUCCUUCCAGGCGUGAUCAUCCCAGGCUGCAGGAGAGCAGCAAAUGGCCACAGCACAUCCGUGUCAGGAGCCCGUGAGCUUUGCGGAGGUGGCCGUGUAUUUCAGCAGGGAGGAGUGGGCGCUGCUGGACCCUGCGCAGCGAGCGCUCUACCGGGACGUGAUGCUGGAGACGUACCAGUGCGUGGCCUGGCUGGCUCCACUUCCAGCCCCCAAACCCGGGCUGAUCUCCCUGCUUGAAGGAGGGGAAGACCCCUGGAUCCCAGAUGUGCGUAGCCCUGAGGCCGUGCCAGGAGACCUGAGCCCAGCAGGAACUGGGAUUACAGAUAUACUGGAGGAUGUGCAGGAAAGUGGUGUGGCCGAAAGGCGGUGGGGUAGUGCCUGUGUGGGAGAAAUCAGAAGGGAUGUCCCAGGAGGCCUGGAGCAAGGUCAGGGUGAGCACAUCAAGAAGGCACUGGGAAAGCAUCUGGAAGAGAAAGGAAGGAGCCCACUGGACUUCAACAUAGGUGAAAAGCAUGCCGAAGGACCCAGGAGCAAGGAUGUGUGUCAGAUGAAAAAGCAGAAUCCAUGCACUGAGUGUGGGAAAAGCUUGGAAAUAAAUUCCAGUGUCAUUAACCACCAGUGCAUGCACGCAACGCAGAGCCUGUACAAGUGCUCUGAAUGUGGGAAGAGCUUCAAACGGAGUUCCCAACUAACCCGCCACCAACGCAUCCACACAGGAGAGAGACCCUUUCAGUGCUCUGACUGUGGGAAGGGCUUCAAAAGGAGUUGUGAACUGAAGCUGCACCAGCGCAUCCACACAGGAGAGAGACCCUAUAAGUGCUCUGCUUGUGAGAAGAGCUUCAAAAGCAAUUCUGAAUUGAAGCUGCACCAGCACACCCACACAGAGGAGAGACCUUACAAGUGCUCUGCUUGUGGGAAGGGCUUCAAAAGCAGUUAUGAAUUGAAGCUGCACCAGCGCAUCCACAGAGGGGAGAGACCCUACAAGUGCUCUGAGUGUGGGAAGUGCUUCAAAAGGAGUUCCCACCUCUCCUGCCACCAGCACAUUCACACAGGAGAGAGACCCUUUCAGUGUCCUGAGUGUGGGAAGAGCUUCAAAAGCAGUUCUGCACUGAAGCGCCACCAGUGCAUCCACACAGGAGAGAGACCCUUUCAGUGUCCGGAGUGUGCAAAGAGCUUUAAACGCAGAUCUCAUCUCAACACUCACAAGCGCAACCACAAAGCACAACGUCUGUAGAAGCACCCCAAGACUCUGGGAACCUUCAAAAGCAGUUCCAGCCUCGUUACCUUCCGGCACUGCCACAGAAGGUACAGAUCCUGCAGAGCCUCAAACUUGUGAGGAGCUUCAGCCAAAACCCCAGCCUGGUUACGACCUGUGGCUUUGUGUUUUGAACCUUACAAAUCCCUUGAGUAGAGGAAGAGCUCGGCAGCCAAAAUCCAUCUUCUUCUCUGCUGCUCUUCUUUCUCCUCUUUGGAUGCGAAUUCUGCAUGUUGCUCUCUGUCAGCUGCAGUCAAGGUGUUGAGUGGACAGUCAAAGGAGAGUCCAGAGUGGGAUGUGUCACAGCCACUGGAAACCCUCUGCCAGGUGGCACGUUUCUGCCAGGGCAGUGUGCAAGGACAGUCACCUCUUAUCUCCCCUGGAGACACUCACCUGCUGUGGGACAACAGGUGAGGACCCAAAGGAAACCUCAGCUGGGCCGAUACGUCACCAGGAAGGAAGAAAUUCUGUCUGCUGGGAGUGUGGGAAGAGCUUCAUCUGGAGCUCAACCCUCAGUACACUCCAGAGAACCAACGCCGGGGAGAUUCCCUGUGAGUGCCUUGACUGCAGGAAGAGAUCCGUCCAGAGCUGGGAGCUCAUCACACACCAGUGGAUCCACGUGAGGAACCCUACAGACGUGCAGCCUGCAAGAAGAGCUUUGGCCACAGCUCGAACCUGCUGAGGUAGCAGAGUGUCUGCAGUUGGGUGAAGUCCAGGACGUGCCUGCACCAGUGAGUUCACGUGGCAGGAAGCCUUAGAAAUGCCUCGAGUGUGAGAAGGGCUUUGUGCAGAGCACGAAGCUCCUCCCUCGCAGGAGAUGGCAGUCGUGGCAGAAGUGCUACAAACGUCCCAUGUGUGGGAAGAGCUUCAACCACAGCUCCCAGCUGAGCAAGCACCAGGGGAUCCACUCAGGGCAGAGACCAUAGAUGUGCCUGCACUGCAGGAAGAGCUUCAUCCAGAGCUCAGUCCUCGUUAAGCAUUGCCCAGUCCACGUGAGACGGUGGCCCUGCAAGUGUCUCUCCUACAGGAAGAGUUUCUCUCAGGGCUGGCACCUCAUUUCUCAUGGGGAAAGCUCCAGGAGAGAGAGCUUGAGGAUGCCCAAGGGUGCGGUAGACCCCUGUGCUUCUCCCCACACAGGAAGAGCUGGCAAAGGAGAUGGCAUUGCUGGCACCCUCUGCAGAAGGGCCUUAACCCAGGAGCUUCAGAUGGCCUUUCCUUGCUUCCCAAAGCAGUUCUCUCAGCAUGCCCACGUUCCUCUUCUGCUCUUCCUGCCUGCAGCUUUUUGAUGCCAUUUCCUUAGGAGAAGCGGCUGUGUGGGGAUGUUCUGUGUGUCUGUGUGCGUGUGUUGCUCUCAGUAAUUUCUGAGUGCACUGGUGAAUGUGAGAGAAUGGACAGGAGAGCAGUAACGUGGCUCUUGGAGGUUUUCUGAGAAUCAUCUGUAGUGGAAAGGGAAGGGGGUGAAUAAAGUAGCUGAGUUGUUC